AUGGAGUGGCUCGGCCGGGCGAGGAUAGGCCUCACCCACGCCCCAACGCCGUUACCUCUCAAAAGGAAAGACGGCGAAAAGACGGACUUGCGGAACGUCUGCGAAAAGGUUAUCCCGCCAUGCCAGCUGAACCCCCUCCUGUUCAAUGGCCACAUGCAGACUUUCUGGACAGCAACGAAGCAGCAUGGACCGCCUCUGUAUUACAAGCGGAAGAUCUUCGAUGCGGAUAACGAUGAUUUUCACGGUACUUUCGCCGUCGAUUUCGCCACAGAUCCCUUCGAGGAGACCAACGACUCCUUACCCCCGAGGACAGUCUAUUUCAACGAGAAGGAGCUUGAGAACCUAGGGUCUGACGACACAAGACCUCAAUUGGUCGUACUUCACGGUCUUUCCGGUGGAUCGCACGAGAUCUAUCUACGGCAUGCUAUCGCCCCUCUGGUCGCGGACAGAGCGUGGGACGUUUGCGUCGUGAACUCGCGGGGUUGUGCCAAGAGCGCCUUUACCAGCGGCGUCUUGUACAACGCCAGGGCCACAUGGGACAUACGUCAAGUCGUCAAGUGGCUGCACGAGAAAUUUCCCAACCGGCCACUCUUCGGCCUUGGCUUUUCCCUGGGAGCGAACAUGUUGACAAACUACUGCGGCGAAGAAGGAGCAGACUGUCUCUUGAAGGCCGCCGUCGUUUGCUCGACCCCUUUCAACCUGGAAGCAGCUUGCAAAUCGCUAAAGCGGUCCUUCCUCGGCAACGAAGUGUACCAGAAAGUCAUGGGAACGAGCAUGAAAGAACUCAUUCUGGGCCACAAGAACACGCUGUCCAAAUACACCCAGCUUAACUUUAACAACAUCGAGAACUGCACGUACUUAUACGAGUUUGACAGGGAAGUGCAAUGUCCUACCUGGGGAUACCCGACGGAAGAUGCCUAUUAUCGCGACGCUUCUUCGUGCGAUGCCUUGGUCGCCAUCAGAAUCCCAUUCCUUGCACUGACUUCCGAGGAUGAUCCUAUCGUGCCACAGGAAACUAUUCCGUAUGACGAGUUCAAACAAAACCCUUAUACCAUUCUGUGUACCACAUCUCUGGGGGGCCAUCUGUGUUGGUUUGAGCUUGGAGGUGGUCGAUGGCACUCCAAAUCGGUACCCAACUUUUUGAAUUACAUGGCGUUCGAAGUGGACCUGGACAGCUUCAAUCCCAAGGACGACUUUGUACCCGGUCUCUGGAAGGAGACUCGAUUCGACCCAGUCAAGCGGAAGAUGCAUACAGUCAGGACCACUCAGUGA
Sodiomyces alkalinus F11 is the source of this 1272-nucleotide messenger RNA. Its product is annotated as AB-hydrolase YheT. The coding region runs from base 1 to 1272 and encodes 423 amino acids. NCBI's taxonomy places the organism in Eukaryota, Fungi, Ascomycota, Sordariomycetes, Glomerellales, Plectosphaerellaceae. The record is from RefSeq and is a predicted model, not a curated record. The transcript has 7 exons. Gene Ontology annotation, molecular function: acetylesterase activity; monoacylglycerol lipase activity. Gene Ontology annotation, biological process: medium-chain fatty acid biosynthetic process; medium-chain fatty acid catabolic process.